Pochonia chlamydosporia 170 is the source of this 579-nucleotide messenger RNA. RefSeq lists its product as hypothetical. The transcript has a single exon. The record is from RefSeq and is a predicted model, not a curated record. NCBI's taxonomy places the organism in Eukaryota, Fungi, Ascomycota, Sordariomycetes, Hypocreales, Clavicipitaceae. The coding region runs from base 1 to 579 and encodes 192 amino acids.
AUGUCUCUGAAGAACUAUCUCCUCGUCGCACUCGGGCUCGUGCACAGCGGCCUGGCUCAGACCUGUCCUGCCGAGUUGACGGUAACAAACGGCGGCUUUGAAUGCGGUCUAUCCCCGUGGUAUGUGCCGGCACCACAGCCAGGCCAGCCGAAAAUGGCAAUAGCAUCACCCGGUUACGACAGUUAUCAUGCCCUGCGGCUGGACGUGGCGGAGUCCAACUUCACCGACUUCAGCCUUGUUCAUCCUCCCAUCGGCCUGCAGUGCGAAGGGUACUACUACAAACUCAGUUAUGCAGUCAACUGGGACACAUAUUCCGGUCCGGCUAGUACUGAGACCAUCGGAUGCAAAGUUCGUGCCCAGAGCUCCUACUGCUUUGGCGAUAUUGUUGGUACGGAUCAGGUCUAUGCGGUGCCUGGGGCAGGAUGGAAGACUUAUUCGUAUACCUGCUUGGCAAAGAAGACUGGUCAGGGUACAUAUACGGUCGAUUUUGACUGUUUUGGCAAUGCUACUUACAGGGUCCCUGCGUUUAACUUUGAGGUGGAUGCCCUCAACAUUAAGUUGCUCGGGAAAUCGCCUUAG